AUGUUGAAAAGAGCUGUUGCCAGAAGAUUUUUUGAUACUUAUGAUAGAGAUAGAAAUGGAUAUAUUGAUAAUGUUGUAGGCAUUGUAGAUAUAUAUAUAUAUCAUUAAUCGAAUUUUCUAACCUUAGAUGGGAUAUUGAUUCAAUUCAAAAUUAUAGCCAUAUUUUUAUAGAAUGUUAAAUAAAAAUUAAGAAGGCAAAAUCAUCUAUCAGAAACUUAAAGAUUUUUACAUUAGAUAUCUAUGAUUGACCACCAAAAAGUGUAUAUGUUAUCAUUUAAACUUCUUGUUAUCCAUCCUUGGAGCAGAAAGGUAAUAAUUUGGUUAUGCUGGUGCUGUCAAUUUUCCAAUAUCUAAAGCAUCAUAUUAAAAUAGUAUCACAUUAAAGAUCAUCAUUAAAAUAUAAGUCUUAAAUUAUUGUAUUCGUAUUCAAAUUAUUAGAACUUUUAGAUGCUACCAUUAAAUAUAUUUAUUUAUUUUAUUUUUUGA
This is a messenger RNA of Paramecium sonneborni, 486 nucleotides long. The record is from the annotation of a GenBank genome assembly. Lineage: Eukaryota; Ciliophora; Oligohymenophorea; Peniculida; Parameciidae.